UACCGUUGCUGUUGAAUAUUUCCCAAUAGAACGAUAGAAAUGAAGUUCGCUUCAAUCGAAUCGUUAUAUCUUGUUACCGCAUUAACCUACGUCCACACCACCUAUGUCGUCUAUCCGCCCAAGUACGAACUCAGUGAUUCUCAGACCACAGAGUUGAUGUCUUGCCUGGGACCAACGGAAAACGAAGCAGACCCGCAAAGUAAGUACGAGCCCAUCUGUGGCACGGACGGCUUCAGCUACUACAACAAACACCAGAUGAAAUGCCUUGCCAGGACCAUUCCGUCGGUGGCUUUCGCCUUCUACGGACGCUGCCCCAAUGAGCCGAUGUUCUUGCCUCUGGAGUCGGCUCGCGGAACGGAAUUGCUGGGUAAGCCGAAAGCGUUCGCCGACUUCCAGCACUGCUUGGAGACUUGCGCCGUUUUCCGGCCGGUUUGUGGCAACGACCUGAAGACCUACACCAGUCCGUGUGCGCUGGAGUGCGCCAAGGCUCACCGUCCGACGCUCGAACUCAAAGGAAACGGAUUCUGUCUGGAGGAUCAAUCGGUGGAUGGAAAGUGUCCGGAGAUUCUGCAGCCAUUCUGCGGAACGGAUGGAAUUACCUAUUUGAACUAUUGCCAUCUGAAGUUUGCCCAGUUGCAUGCGAAGGAGUUGCUACCGGCCCACAUGGGGGAUUGUGUGCGACGACUUAUAACGGUGAAAGGGGAACUUCCGAAUAAAAGGAAGAAAAGCGGAUGCGGAUGCGGUGGAGGAGGCGGUGGUUGCGGAGGAUGCGGAAAGUGAGCUGGAGGAAGAAUAAAUUAAAGUUAGCGUUGACUGUAUUUUCGAACAUGGUU
This is a messenger RNA of Aedes albopictus (Asian tiger mosquito), 833 nucleotides long. RefSeq names its product serine protease inhibitor dipetalogastin. Bases 40 to 780 code for a protein of 246 amino acids. Gene Ontology annotation, molecular function: serine-type endopeptidase inhibitor activity; protein binding. NCBI's taxonomy places the organism in Eukaryota, Metazoa, Arthropoda, Insecta, Diptera, Culicidae. The transcript has a single exon. The record is from RefSeq and is a predicted model, not a curated record.